AUGACUCCAGCCUCGACAGCUCCUCACGCUACGCAUACGAUCAAGGUAGGCCCAAAAGAAAACCCGCACCAAUACUUGCCGCACAACAUCACCGCCGCUGUUAACGAUGUAAUCGUCUUCGAGUUCUACCCGCGCAACCAUUCGGUCGUCAAGGCCGACUUUAUGGCACCUUGUGUGCCUGCUGCGGGGGAGAUCUUCUAUUCGGGCCAGUUCAAUACCUUCAACGAGAAUAGCGACGGGCAGCUGGAAGGAGAGCCUCCUACAUGGUCCCUAGUUGUGAAUGAUAUUAAACCCACUUUCUUCUACUGCACGGCGGUCGACUCCUGUCUCGUCAAUGGAAUGGUCGGAGUAAUCAACCCGAACGAAACCAUGACCUGGGAAGCACAAUUCGCCCAAGCAAGACGAUACCCGUACAUGCUCGUCCCGGGACAAUCGCCUCCCGCCGAAGGAACGGGCUACUCGUCCUCCACUACCGAAACCCACCAGAAGAGCGCUUUCAGCGGUGGCGCCAUAGUCGGUACUGUGAUCGGCGGAUUUGCCUUUAUUGCCAUCCUCGUCGUCCUUGUGAUCACGCUGUGUCGGAAAAGGUAUAAGCAGGGGCCAUCCUCGCAGGUCGGGCGGAUGGAGCGGACGGCCCACUGGGCUCUGUUUGGUGGUCAAGGCGAGGGAAAGAGAGAGCAGGGAUGCACUGCAUCGUCUUCAGUUGGAGGCCAUGGUACAUUGUCGUGGAGCUCGGGCGCUUCGCCGCCGGCUGUCUCGCCUCCUCUGCAGAAUGUUGGGUAUUGGAACUGGGAAACAGCAAUGAAGCAGUCACCGCCACAGGAAGAAGUCCGUCAGCCGAGCGAGCUGGAGGCGACGAGUGCUGUCGGUGGAAAACCAGGAGGCAUGUACUACGGAUGGACGUGA
Molecule: messenger RNA, 906 nt
Organism: Aspergillus lentulus
Lineage: Eukaryota; Fungi; Ascomycota; Eurotiomycetes; Eurotiales; Aspergillaceae
Product: cupredoxin domain-containing protein
Source: RefSeq, a predicted model, not a curated record